AUGGACGGCAUCUCCUGGGUCAUUAUAUGUAAGGAUCUAUCGGCUUCAUAUAACGGCAGGCCACUCGCGCCCACGACCUCAUUCUCCGUGCAUGCCCGUGCAGCACUGCAAAGUACUGGCCCUGAAACCUACGCGGUCUGGCGAAAAGUCUUAGCAUCGUCAUCAAUGACAAGGCUGAAUGGUCAGUCGUUGAAAAAAGUUGGCGUGGCACGACAUCCAACGGCGAAAGAGCAGUCCGCAUCGGAUUCUCCUCGACUAAUCGUGGCGAGUAAGCAGAUGGCACCUGUUUCCCCGCCCCAAAACGUCACACUGGCGACAGUUGUCAAAGCCGCAUGGGCGUUGACCCAGAAACACCUUCUUCCAGAUGAGUCUCCACAGGAUAUCGUUUUCGGGCAGGUGGUCAGUGGCCGUCUUCUAGGCAUUCCACAUGAAAAUCGUAUUGUCGGACCAUGCUUGAGCAUUAUUCCAGUGCGUGUCCGCAUGUCCGGGACUCAAACAAAAUGGGACCUCCUGGACCAAGUCCAACAACAGCACCGGGAUACGAUGGGGUGCUGGAAUAUUGGUCUUGAUGAAAUCGUGCGGAACUGCACUUCGUGGCCGGUGGGUACGCCAUUUGGAAGCUUCGUCCGGUUCCAGAACUUUGAAACCCGUCCUCUCUGUCAACUGGGAGAAACGUUCUGCCAAAUGGAUCAGAUCAAGAUUCGAAUCAACCAUCAGAAACGGCAAAUGUCUGUGUGGUUCCCUCCUCCGCUGCAUUAG
Messenger RNA from Penicillium samsonianum, 759 nucleotides. RefSeq lists its product as uncharacterized. The coding region runs from base 1 to 759 and encodes 252 amino acids. The transcript has a single exon. Gene Ontology annotation, biological process: amino acid activation for nonribosomal peptide biosynthetic process; secondary metabolite biosynthetic process. The record is from RefSeq and is a predicted model, not a curated record. Lineage: Eukaryota; Fungi; Ascomycota; Eurotiomycetes; Eurotiales; Aspergillaceae. Gene Ontology annotation, molecular function: phosphopantetheine binding; catalytic activity. Gene Ontology annotation, cellular component: cytoplasm.